Molecule: messenger RNA, 1755 nt
Organism: Hippocampus comes (tiger tail seahorse)
Lineage: Eukaryota; Metazoa; Chordata; Actinopteri; Syngnathiformes; Syngnathidae
Gene: olfm1b
Product: olfactomedin 1b
Exons: 6
Coding region: 348-1721 (457 amino acids)
Biological process (GO): signal transduction
Source: RefSeq, a predicted model, not a curated record
CGGGCUGCAACUUCCGGCUCUCGCCGCCUCGCGCUCGGCCAGCCUCUCCACCGGCGGCGUCGCUGGCGUAUCUAGGCGAGCCGAUGUCAACUUUGUAGCGCCGCCGCCCACGAAUGCUUCUGGCCCACGCGUAAAACGAGAGCGAGGAGGAGCAAGUGCGGAGGAGCCCGAGCCAUGCAUCUGCGCCCGCUCGCUUGCUGAGGGGAAAAAGGCGGUGACUGGAAAGCGCACGUUUUGGCGUCGGAGCGACACCUGCGACGGCGGAAAACCAGAGGCCGGAGGGGUUUGAAAGCGACAAGGUGGGGGGGGCGGGGGACUCCAUCCUCACACUCGGGAAGGCGAGAGAGAUGCAGCCCGCCGGCAAGCUCCUCACGCUGGUGCUCCUCAUCGUCACGGGCACGGAACUCACACAAGUGCUGCCGGCCAACCCGGAGGAGUCGUGGCAGGUGUACAGCUCGGGCCAGGACGGCGAGGGGAGGUGCGUCUGCACCGUGGUGGCGCCCCAACAAUCCAUGUGCUCCAGGGACGCCCGCACCAAGCAACUGAGGCAGCUGCUGGAGAAGGUCCAGAACAUGACCCAGUCCAUCCAGGUGCUGGACCAGAGAACCCAGAGGGAGCUCCAAUACGUGGAGAAGAUGGAGGUGCAGCUGCGCGGCCUGCAGACCAAGUUCCAGCAGGUGGAGGAGAACCACAUGCAGAACGUCGCCAAGCAAUACAAGGCCAUAAAGGCGAAAAUGGAGGAGCUUAGGCCGUUGAUACCCGUGUUGGUGGAGUACAAGGCCGAUGCCAAAUUGGUAUUGCAGUUUAAGGAGGAGGUCCAGAAUCUGACGUCAGUGCUAAGCGGGCUGCAAGAGGAGAUGGGGGCCUAUGACUACGAGGAGCUCCACAGCCGAGUGUCAAAUCUCGAGGAGAGGCUGCGAGCGUGCAUGCAAAAAUUGGCAUGCGGCAAGCUGACGGGCAUCGGCGAGCCCAUCACCGUCAAGACGUCGGGGUCCAGGUUCGGCUCGUGGAUGACGGAUCCCCUGGCGCCCGAAGGAGACACGCGGGUCUGGUACAUGGACGGUUAUCACAACAACCGCUUCGUGCGGGAGUACAAGUCCAUGCGGGACUUCAUGAGCACGGACAACUUCACCUCGCACCGACUCCCCCACCCGUGGUCCGGGACGGGCCAGGUGGUCUACAACGGCUCCAUCUACUUCAACAAGUUCCAGAGCCACGUCAUCAUCAAGUUUGACUUGCGCACCUCGGCCAUCAGCAAGUCCCGGCAGCUGGACUACGCCGGCUUCAACAACGCCUACCACUACGCCUGGGGGGGCCACUCCGACAUCGACCUGAUGGCGGACGAGGGGGGCCUGUGGGCCGUCUACGCCACCAACCAGAACGCCGGCAACAUCGUCGUCAGCAAGCUGAACCCCAACACGCUGCAGAUCGUCAAGAGCUGGACCACCAACCACCCCAAGAGGAGCGCCGGCGAGUCCUUCAUGAUCUGCGGCACGCUCUACGUCACCAACGGCUACUCGGGAGGCACCAAGGUCUACUACGCCUAUUCCACCAACUCCUCCACCUACGAGUACAUGGACAUCGCCUUCCAGAACAAGUACUCGCACAUCUCCAUGCUGGACUACAACCCGCGGGACCGCGCCCUCUACGCUUGGAACAACGGCCACCAGGUGCUUUAUAACGUCACGCUGUUCCACGUCAUCCGCUCGGAAGAACUGUAACUGGAUAUAUCUAGAUAUAUAUGUGUGUGUGUGU